Messenger RNA from Nilaparvata lugens (brown planthopper), 2567 nucleotides. RefSeq names its product solute carrier family 35 member C2. NCBI's taxonomy places the organism in Eukaryota, Metazoa, Arthropoda, Insecta, Hemiptera, Delphacidae. The record is from RefSeq and is a predicted model, not a curated record. The transcript is spliced from 7 exons. Gene Ontology annotation, cellular component: cis-Golgi network; endoplasmic reticulum-Golgi intermediate compartment; Golgi apparatus. Gene Ontology annotation, molecular function: antiporter activity. Gene Ontology annotation, biological process: UDP-glucose transmembrane transport. Bases 215 to 1342 code for a protein of 375 amino acids.
AUCGUGUUGACAUUUUGUCCAAUUUGACAGAUUGGAACUUUGAACGCAAGUACAGUAAUCAUUGCUCAGUAAAAUGUGAAGACAAUUUAUUUAUACAAGGAAGAAUUUUAUUGAAAUGAAAGUGUAGUGGUUGUUAAUAUUCUGUACUAUGGAAAUAAUUAGUUACCGGUUACAUUUUAUUACAUAUUCGUAUCCAUUUUAUUAUCUUUGAGAUAUGGCGAAACUAGUUAUUCAGCAGAACUCAUUCCACAAGGAAAGCAAUUCAAAACAUAAAUGGCCAUUUAGUGGAUUUGCAACAUUUAUAACUAUUAUUUCGUAUUUUGUACUGUCUGUCAGUCUGACAUUCUAUCACAAAUGGUGUAUGCAGGCUGUGAAACUGCCGUUCUUCGUUGUGCUCAGUCACUUUUCGCUGAAAUGGAUCCUGGUGACAGCGAUUCGGCUGAUCUACGCAUGCGCGACCCGCCGGCCCCUCAAAGAGGUAUCCUGCACCGACCAAGUCACUCGCAUCCUGCCGCUUGGCGUCUUCAGUGCCCUCGACAUUGCAUUUGGUAGCUGGGGCCUACUCAUAAUCCCUGUUUCAUUAUAUACAAUGACAAAGUCAUCUACAAUUAUAUUCAUCCUAGGAUUUGCUUUGAUCUUCAAACUGGAGAAAAAGUCAUGGUCUCUGGUUGUCAUAGUUGCAAUGAUAUCGAUAGGACUCUUCAUGUUCACCUACAAAGCUACACAGUUUGAUCUCUUCGGAUUCACAAUGGUGCUAUUUGCCUCAUUUUCAAGUGGACUGCGGUGGACGUCGGCACAAUUCAUAAUGCAACGCUCUGAAUUGAGACUGAAAAAUCCAUUGGAUUUGAUGUACUACACUCAACCUUGGAUGUUCCUAACUGUUCUACCAUUUUUCUAUUUUAUUGAAGGUGGUAAAAUUGUUCACAGCUUGAGUAGUGAAGGCUGGGACAAGUGGUUACCUGUGUUUGGGGGUGGCUUCAUUGCUCUCGCCAUGGAAUUAGCUGAAUUCCUAGUUUUGCUGAGUACAUCUAGUCUCACCCUGUCUGUCAUAGGAAUAUUCAAGGAAGUGACAACGGUGAUCCUGGCAGUGAAAUGGAAUGGCGACACCAUGUCGAGUCUGAACUUCGCCGGCCUGCUGCUGUGUCUGGGCGGCAUCCUGUGUCACGUGGUGCACAAGGCGCAGCUGGGGGCGGGGCCAGGGGCGGGGCCUAGGGGGGCGGUGGCCGAUGAGGCGGCCGCCAAGUUUCUGCCCGAAGGCAGUACGAGCAGUGAAGAGGACGAGCGAGGAGAGGACUCCUCCACCGAGGUGCUAUUCAGUGUGCUCAACAGUCGCGACAGAUAGUAGUCACCUGCCACCUCCACCUCGUCUCUGCUCUAAAUGGUGCUCACCGAAAACUGUUUUAUAAUUAUUGUGGCAGAGGGAAACAAUAUUUUGUUAGGUGGAGCAAUUGCAACCGCAAACUAUCUAAAUCGUUUAUUAAAUAAGAACAAAAGAAGGAGACAAUGCACUGGUCGUUGUAUCUUUUGUCAGGUGGAACAAUUUGAACCGUGAACUAUUUGAAUCGUUUAUUAAAUCAGAGCAAAAUAAGGACACAAUGCUUUGGACAUUGUAUAUUUUGUCAGGUGGAACAAUUUGAAUCGCAAACUAUUCAAUUCGUUCAUUAAAUCAGAACAAAAGAAGGAAACAAUGCUCUGGUCAUUGUAUAUUUUGUCAGUUGAAACAAUUUUAACCGUAAACAUUUUAUACCUCAUGAAUAAUAUUGUAGUUGAUUGAAAAGAAGGAACGCAAUGCUCUCAUUAAUAUUAUAGAGUUGACAAUGUAAUUAACACAAAUCGUUCUUGCCUUGUGGUUCGUCGAUUGAAAAUAGAGAAUACAAUACCUUGUACUCAUUAAACCGCGUAUCAACUUGACAACGUAAUGAAUAGAAAUCCUUGUGGUUCGUCGUUGAUUGAAAAUACGGAGUGUUGAGUUCUUGAACCUUUUGUCAAGUUUAAAGCUAUUGAUCACGCCAAUUCGAUUCGUGGUAUGUACGUAAUUGAAGAAACGAAGCCCAAACAUCACUGUUUCACCACAUUCUUACCUUGUCGAUCGUGGUUUUGACUAGUAGUAUAAAUUCUACUUCGUCUUUACGUCUACUUUAUAUGUAGGCUUUCGUCGUUGUGAAUAGAUAGUCAACGAUCUUUUCCUAUAGUGUAAACCUUCUAUGUUUCCAUGUUUCCGAGACUUGUGCAAGGGAGUGAGAGAGAAAGAGAGAGCUCAGUGAGUUGAGUUCGCCAAGAAAAUAAUUUUGAUGCGCAAAACUAUUUUUAAAAAUAAAUUAAUAAAAAUUUAAAAGAAAUAUGUUUCUCCGUUUUCGUAUGCUGUACAUUGACGCAUAUCGAUUUUUUGGGGGGUUAUCACGGGGGUUAUUACUGGAUGUGAAUUAAUGUAAGCCAAAAAGUUCUAACUAGCUCUUUUUUUAAUUACCGUACACUUUGAAUAUUCACAUUGAUGUUUUGAUGUUUACUCGAAAAAACAGACGUAUGAAUGAGUAGUGAGAUGAAAGAAGGUGCAAGCCAAACCUUAU